Messenger RNA from Zingiber officinale, 1047 nucleotides. RefSeq lists its product as uncharacterized. The coding region runs from base 1 to 1047 and encodes 348 amino acids. The record is from RefSeq and is a predicted model, not a curated record. The transcript is spliced from 4 exons. Lineage: Eukaryota; Viridiplantae; Streptophyta; Magnoliopsida; Zingiberales; Zingiberaceae.
AUGCCGAUUCGUCGAGACGCCGAACCUACAGAGGCCAAAGAUAGAGGAAUACACGAGUUGAGAGAAAAGUAUUAUGUGCGACCACCGAACCACACUGUCGGCUACACGCUUGCAACAACUUCACAAACACCUCCGGCGCAAGUCGUCGUAGGCUUAGUUUUGUUGCGACAAGGGAAUUCAUUUUGGGGUCAUGAUGAGACUGAAGGUUCUCUUAAUCCGGGUAACUUUCUUAUUCUACUGGAGUUUUUAGGUGCUCAUAAUAAAGAGAUUAAUGAUGUGAUAUUGAAAAAUGCUCCUAAAACUUGUAAGUUAACAUCACCCGAUAUUCAGAAGGAUAUAGUAAAGGCCUGUACAACUGAAACAAUUAAUGUUAUUAUCAAAGAUAUUGGUAAUUCAUUAUUCUCUAUUUUAGUUGAUGAAUCUUGUGAUGUGUCAAUGAAGGAGCAAAUUGCUACAACACUCUCACUUAAAGCUGCUAUUGAUAUGAUGUUCUCUAAAUAUAAUUUGAGCAUAGCUAAUCUUCAACUAGCUCUUAUAGCUGUGACCAAGAAAAAUCUUUCGAUUUCUAAUUUCCUUCGUAUUGUUGGUGAUGUGGUAAAUGUUGUUGGAUCAUUCUGCAAAUAUUCUGAUCUUCUUAAGGAGAAACAUUUAGAUUUUAUUGUUGAGACAUUGGAGAGAGGUGAAAUAUCAAGUGGUCGAGAACUUAAUCAAGAAACUACCCUUCAACGUGCUGGGGAUAUACGUUGGGGGUCACAUUACAAUUCUUUGAUCAGUUUGAUUUCUAUGUUCUCUGCUGUCAAUAAUGUGCUUGAAAUGAUUUCAGAAGAUAAUUCUAGUUCUCUUGAUCAAAAAACUGAGACAUUUAAUUUAUUGGAGUCAAUACUUUCAAUUGAUUUUGCAUUCAAUCUACACUUGAUGAAACAUGUCUUAAGGAUUUCGAGUGAAUUGUCGACGACAUUACAAAAGAAAGAUCAGGAUAUUGUAAAUGCAAUGGAUUUGGUACAAGUAUGCAAACACCGACUCCAAAAUAUGAGAGAAGAUGGUUGA